GCGGAAGUAGCCUGUGGGGCGGCUGACGGGUCCAUCAUGGCGGCCACGGCCGCCUCCACCGCUCUGAAGCGGCUGGAUCUGCGGGACCCCGCGGCGCUUUUCGAGAGCCACGGCGCGGAGGAGAUUCGCGGGCUGGAGCGCCAGGUUCGGGCCGAGAUCGAGCACAAGAAGGAGGAGCUGCGGCAGAUGGUGGGCGAGCGGUACCGCGACUUGAUCGAGGCGGUCGACACCAUCGGCCAGAUGCGCCGCUGCGCCGAGGGGCUGGUGGGCGCCGUGAAGGCCACCGACCAGUACUGCGCCCGCCUCCGCCAGGCCGGCUCGGCCGCGCCCCGGCCGCCGCGGGACCCGCAGCCACAGCAGCCGUCCCAGGAGAAGUUCUACAGCAUGGCUGCCCAGAUCAAGCUACUGCUAGAAAUUCCUGAGAAGAUCUGGAGCUCCAUGGAGGCCUCUCAGUAUCUCCACGCCACACAGCUCUACCUGCUGUGCUGCCACCUUCACAAGCUGCUCCAGCUGGAUUCUUCUAGUUCCCGAUACAGCCCCGUCCUCUCCCGGUUCCCUAUACUCAUCCAGCAGCUGACGGCGGCCAGCCACUUCCGGUCAGCCAUCCUGCAUGAGAGCAAGAUGCUGCUCACAUGCCAAGCCGUGUCCGACCAAGCUGUGGCCGAGGCCCUGUGCUCUGUGAUGCUCUUAGAAGACAGCUCUCCGCGCCAAGCCCUGGCGGACUUCCUGCUGGCCAGAAAGGCGGCUAUUCAGAAACUGCUCAACCAGCAGCACCACGGUGCUGGUGUCAAGUCUCAGAUUUGCUCGUUAGUGGAGCUGCUGGCCACCACUUUGAACCAAGCUCAUGCCCUUUUCUACACUUUACCGGAAGAUCUGCUGCCGGAUCCAUCCCUGCCAUGUGGCAUGCUCCUCUCUACUCUGGACAACGUCACCGGCCAGCAUCCUACUGGAAAGGGCAUUGGUGUUCUGCAGGAGGACAUGAAGCUGUGCAGCUGGUUCAAACACCUGCCCGCGUCCGUCGUCGAGUUCCAGCCGGCUCUCCGGACGCUUGCGCGUCCCAUCAGCCAGGAGUACCUGAAAGACACGCUGCAGAAGUGGAUCCACAUGUGUAAUGAAGACAUUAAAAAUGGGAUCAGCAACCUGCUUAUGUACGUGACGAGCAUGAAAGGUCUCGCGGCGAUCCGGGAUGCCAUGUGGGAGUUACUUGCCAACGAGUCGAUCCAUCACAGCUGGGAUGUGAUCUGUCGGCGGCUUCUGGACAGGCCUCUCUUGUUCUGGGAGGAUUUGAUGCAGCAGCUGUUCCUUGACCGACUGCAGACUCUGACAAAAGAAGGCUUUGACUCCAUCUCCAGCAGUUCCAAAGAGCUCCUCGUUUCAGCCUUGCGGGAACUUGAAAGUAGCACCAGCAGCUCCACUUCAAAUAAGCACAUCCACUUUGAGCACAACAUGUCUCUCUUCCUCUGGUCCGAGAGUCCCAGCGACCUGCCUCCCGAUGCUGCCUGGGUCAGCGUGUCGAACCGGGCUCAACUUCCGGGCAGUGGGCUCUCCAUGAAAGCAAAAGCCAUUAGCCCUUGUGUACAGAGCUUCUGUUCUGCCCUAGAUUCGAAACUGAAGGUGAAACUGGAGGACCUCCUGGCUUACCUUCCCUCUGGCGACCCGUCACCCCCCAAGGACGUCUCCCCCGCGCAAGCCAGGCACUGUGCCUUUGACAGAUACGCAGACGCGGGGACCGUGCAGGAGACGCUGCAGAUGCACUCCGCGGCCUGCGUCGGGCACAUCACGGACUGCGUCCAGGCGGAGCUGCAGGGCAUCCAGCAGGCUGUACAAGGGCAGCAGGACGCUCCCGACGGGGUCCAGCUACACUCGGUCCUUUUCAUGGCCAGGCUCUGCCAGUCACUGGGAGAACUGUGUCCCCACCUGAAGCAGUGUAUCUUGGGAAAAUCAGGGAGCACCGAGAAACCAGCAAGGGAUUCUAGGGCUCUGAAAAAACAGGGCAAGGGCAAAACUCAGGAAAUAAUUCCCAUGCAGGCCAAGUGGCAGGAAGUGAAGGAGCUCCUCCUACAGCAGAGCGUGAUGGGCUACCGGGUCUGGAGCUCGGCGGUUGUGAAAGUUCUGGCUCAUGGAUUCACCCAGUCAUUACUUUUAGAUGACGCUGGCUCAGUCCUGGCCACGGCCACCAGCUGGGAUGAAGUAGAAAUCCAGGAGGAAGCAGAGUCUGGCAGCAGCGUCACGUCCAAGAUCCGACUGCCUGUCCAGCCGUCCUGGUAUGUAGAGUCCUUCCUGUUGAGCUUAUGCCAGGAAAUUAAUCGGGUUGGAGGCCAUGCCUUGCCCAAGGUGACGCUGCAGGAGAUGCUGAAGAGCUGUCUGGUUCAAGUAGUAGCUGCCUAUGAGAAACUCUCAGAAGAAAAACAGGUGAAGAAAGAAGGUGCAUUUCCAAUGACCCAGAAUCGGGCACUGCAGCUGCUUUACGAUCUGCGUUAUCUCCACAUCGUUCUGACGACCAAGGGUGAAGAGGUGAAAAGUGGCCGCAGCAAACAGGACCCCAGAGUUGAGAAAGUGGCUGACUACCUUGAAGCGCUCAUUGACCCGUUUGACCUGGACGUUUUCACACCGCACCUCCACGGCAACCUCAACCGCCUGGUGCAGCGGACUUCUGUUCUCUUUGGAUUGCUGACAGGUACAGAGAAUCAGUUCACCCCCAGGAGCAGUACGUUCAACUCCCAGGAAGCCCAUAACAUCCUGCCUCUAGCAUCAAGUCAGAUCAGGUUUGGACUUCUUCCACUGAGCAUGACAAGCACUCGAAAGGCCAAAUCAGCCGGCAGAAGCAUCGAAACCAGAGCCCAGUGGCAGGCUGCUGUCCCCCCGGCACUCUCCCGAGCAGACGACCCGACGCACGCUGGCUCCUUGUUCAGACAGCUUGUCACCGAGGAGGACGACUCGUCUGCGCCCUCACUGUUCAAACUUGGCUGGCUCUCUAGUAUGACCAAGUGACACGGGACAGUCCGUCUCUCUAAAUAAAUACUCCUGCAUUAUUUCUUCUAGAAGUGCCUCUGCUCAUUUGUUUCUAAGCCACACCAGUCUUUCCAGUUGCCGUGGUGGAAUGGGGCCCCCUAGUUCCCGUUGGGGGUUACUUUAAGCAUAAAGUGAAUCCUUGUCCAAUAGUUUCACAACACUUGUGACUUCAGACACCAGUUCAGAGAGCUUACACUGUGUCAGCCUUCACCGGCGCCUUAAUUCUCGACACUACAAGGCGGAAUUAUCAGAGAGCACACACAAGCUGCUGCUGGACAAGUCUGUGAAUAAGACAAAGUCAUUUACGUAUUCCUUGACUGUCCGAACUGAGCAAUGUUUUCUAAGUCUGAGAUGUAGGCUCUGGAGGAAUAACGGUAACAAGUUUAUCUGGGGAUCCAAGGGUCUGAGAGACCUUCUCUCUGGAAAUACAAAUAUAUAACAGAGAGGACGGUUAUCAGGGCGGGUGCUGACUUCAUACAGUCUGACUGCAAUCUGGUGGUUCUCCUGUCACAGAGGACAGAGUACUUUCAACAGGACAUCUACAUACUAAGAGGUAGUAUGGCAAUUAAUUUCAGUGCAAGACUGAAUCAAGCUUUCUAUGUUUUGGAAAAAAACUUAGGUUUUUUUCAUGGAAAGUAGAUACUCUUUACUAGUUUAUUGAAUUUAAAAAAUUGAAGAUCCCGCAAAAUGAAAAGGCCUUUUUACAGAAAGUAGAAUUUCUAAGUGACAGAUCUGGAAAUCAGUCUGACUUGGACAAACUAUGGAUUCAACACGCAGAUGAGAUUUCCUCCUACUGUUGACUUGCCCUGGAUUUGAUACCCACCCUCAAAAGAAUCCUAUAAAAAACUGCUUCAAAGCCCCUUUGAAAUCGCAAUAGUGCAGCAAAACCACAAGUAAACAACGGCCUGUUAACCUGUUAUUUCAAAUAUAGACUGAAAAGCCAACAGGCAUCUUUUUGUGCAAUUUUUUUUUAAAACAUCGUUAAGUUGAAAUAU
This is a messenger RNA of Balaenoptera musculus (blue whale), 4007 nucleotides long. RefSeq names its product component of oligomeric golgi complex 1 (gene COG1). Gene Ontology annotation, biological process: intra-Golgi vesicle-mediated transport. Gene Ontology annotation, cellular component: Golgi apparatus; COG complex. The coding region runs from base 37 to 2991 and encodes 984 amino acids. The transcript has 14 exons. The record is from RefSeq and is a predicted model, not a curated record. NCBI's taxonomy places the organism in Eukaryota, Metazoa, Chordata, Mammalia, Artiodactyla, Balaenopteridae.